AUGAUCGUUUUCACUCAUCCUGGACAAUUGGAUAAAAUGGAAACAGCUGUUUUUGAUAGUGUAUUUGAUUCUCCUAUAGCAUCAUUUACUUCAGCUGAAGACAAACUCACAAUUGUUUCAUUUACAGAAUGUUUGUGUUAUCCUGCAGCUUACCUACAAGACUGCAUUGUCAUUGCUUAUAAUGAAAAUAAUACCCUUCAACAAUUUAUUCAAAAAGAACAUUUACCAUCUUUCCUGGAAUUGGAACUAGUUAAACAAAAUAUUCUUCAAUUUGGUGUUCACGAUACUCUGAAUAACUUCUUAGAGCAUUCAGAUCCACUCUUUCGGUUGGGUUUACUGGUAUCUCCAAUACUGAAAUCACAAGCGUUAUCGAUACUCGAGCAACGGACAAUACUAACACAAUUUCCACAUGGACCAAAUAGUAACGAAAUCAUUACAGAAAAGAUAUCUAAAAAUAUGGCACUAAAGAGUAUCUACAUAGCAAAAUUGUAUAUACUAAUACGUAAUGACGAAAAAUAUCCCGAAGUCGGUCAUUUACAAUUAACGAUAUAUGAGUUUGCCUAUAUUUGUAUAAAUCUUGAAAAAUUACGAAAAGUUUAUGAUAAUAAUUGGAUAUGCAGUGUAUUGUGA
This is a messenger RNA of Didymodactylos carnosus, 630 nucleotides long. NCBI's taxonomy places the organism in Eukaryota, Metazoa, Rotifera, Eurotatoria, Philodinida, Philodinidae. The record is from the annotation of a GenBank genome assembly.